AUGGCCUGGGGCUUGUUCCUAUUCACAAUCCUGGUGUCCAUCAUUGGUGAGGGAGAUUCAUUGGGUGGAUGGGAAAAAAAUCUGAUAUGAAGCAGAGAGAAGCAUAACCUGCCCUUCCAAGCCCUGCCCUUUGCAAAGUAUUUUGUGUUGUCCACUUUAAAUUAACCUACUGAUUCUUUUCCUUGCUUCCUUCCAGGUCCCAGUGUCCAGCAGUUACAGACUUUGAAGGACCCAGAAUUUGUGGCUCCAGGUGGGACAGUCACCAUGUCUUGCAGGUUCGACAGCGGAAACAUUGGUGAUGGCAACUACCCUUUCUGGGUACAGAAGAAACCUGAGAGUAAACCCUGGACACUGAUCUACUACACCAGCACCCGACCGUCUGACGUUCCAGCCCGUUUCUCUGGGUCUCGAUCGGGGAAUGUGAUGUCCCUGACCAUCACGGGGGCCCUUCUGGAAGACGAAGCUGCUUAUUACUGUUGUGUGUGGACUGGGAGUCAGGGGCACAGUGCUUCAUUGGGAUGGGGAAGUGAGACAAAAACCUCCUCUCCUUUGCUCUCUAUGUAUGUCAACAGAAACUGAACUCCCUGCUGUAGCCUCUGUUUGUUUGCAUAAGUGAAGGGUUUAUUGAGCAUGCAUCCCUGCACCAUAUCUGCAGGGAGGUUCAGCGAAGCCUGCUAUUUAUCAAGCACUCAUUCUGAAUAUGCAUACACAGCCAGCAGCAGACCGUCGUCGUUCCAGCCCAUUUCUUUGGGUCUAGAUCAGGGAAUGGGAUGUCCUUGACCAUCACCCCUGGGCAUCCUGUAGGUGUCACUGUUGCCCUUUCCACUUUGGUUGGAUGGAGACACAUCAAGGAAGUGUUUCAGAUAAAGGCAUUGGAUACCUAAACAGAGAAAACAGGUGGAGGAAAACGGGGCUCCACAUCGCCAUUUGGCAGCACAAUUUUUUUUUUUAAAAUAAUUUUUUAUUAAGGUUUUAAACAAAGAAAAAAGAAAAACAACACACACAAAAAACAAUACAAAACUUAACAAUGAAAACAUAAAACAUAACAAUUAAAAACAAACUCUCUUUUCCAUUUCCAAUUUUAAAUUACUUAUUUUCUGGACUUCCUCAUACCUCCCUCUUUUGUAUUCCAAUCCACAUUAUUUGUCCAGCAGUUUCUUUUCCACUUUUUAUCCCAAUCUUUAAUUUAAUAAAAUGUUAAAAUAUAUAACUUCAACUUUUUUAAACCUAAUCCUUACUCUUAAUGUCAUAUAGCUUUAAAUUUUUCCCUUUUAUUAUCAAAUUUCCAUUUCUUUAAACAUCUUUAAUCUUAAUCUUUAAUCUUAAUCUAUCCUUAACUUUAACCUGUACAGCUGGAAACCACUUAUUUUCAAUCCAACAUCACUCUAACAUUCCUUAAUUUUGCAGUGUUUCUGAAGAUAGUCUUUGAAUUUCUUCCAAUCUUCCUCCAUCGACUCUUCUCCCUGGUCACGGAUUCUGCCAGUCAUUUCCGCCAAUUCCAUAUAGUCCAUAAGUUUCAUCUGCCAUUCCUCCAGCGUGGGAAGUUCUUGUGUCUUCCAAUACUUUGCGAUGAGUAUUCUUGCUGCUGUUGUUGCAUACAUAAAGAAAGUUCUAUCCUUUUUUAACACCAUUUGGCCCACUAUGCCCAGGAGAAAGGCCUCUGGUUUCUUGGGGAAGGUAUACUUAAAUACCUUUUAAAAUUCAUUAUAUAUCAUUUCCCAGAAAGCCUUGAUCUUUGGGCACGUCCACCAAAGGUGAAAAAAUGUAUCUUCAGUUUCUUUACAUUUCCAACAUUUGUUAUCGGGCAAGUGAUAGAUUUUCGCAAGCUUGACUGGGGUUAUGUACCACCUGUAUAUCAUUUUCAUAAUAUUCUCUCUUAAGGCAUUACAUGCCGUAAAUUUCAUACCUGUGGUCCAUAACUGUUCCCAGUCAGCAAACAUAAUAUUAUGUCCAAUGUCCUGUGCCCAUUUAAUCAUAGCCGAUUUCACCGUUUCAUCCUGAGUAUUCCAUUUCAGCAGCAAGUUAUACAUUCUUGACAAAUUCUUAGUUUUGGGUUCUAACAAUUCUGUUUCUAAUUUGGAUCUUUCCACCUGGAAGCCAAUUUUCCUGUCCAAUUUAAAUGCCUCCAUUAUCUGAUAAUAAUGAAGCCAGUCUCGCACUUUGUUUUUUAGUUUUUCAAAACUCUGCAAUUUCAGUCUAUCUCCGUCUUGUUCCAAAAUUUCCCAUUUCUUUGGGUCUAGAUCAGGGAAUGGGAUGUCCUUGACCAUCACCCCUGGGCAUCCUGUAGGUGUCACUGUUGCCCUUUCCACUUUGGUUGGAUGGAGACACAUCAAGGAAGUGUUUCAGAUAAAGGCAUUGGAUACCUAAACAGAGAAAACAGGUGGAGGAAAACGGGGCUCCACAUCGCCAUUUGGCAGCACAAUGUUAUAUUGCAUAUGCAACGCUUAUUCUUUCCCCAUCUUGCUGAGUCCUAAGUAUCAGUUUGCUUCCAGAUUCUCUCCGCGGUUCAGUUAUUGCUUAAAUCGUGCUGUGCAAUGUUUUAUAUUGUGAGUGCCUCUUUAUUAUUUAUAUUUGUGUUUUAGAUGUUUUCAUGCACGCUGCCUAGAGAACUUCAGUCAUGGGGUGUCAUAGAGAUAUUGUUUAUAUGAAUAAAUUAGAUUUGUCCUAAAUCAACAACAGAAAAUGAGCAGCAGAAUUUGCUGCUGUGAACCAGAGCCUUUUCACACUGCAGGAGGGGGGAGAAUCGGACUGGGGAAGCCCUGUGGGUGUGUCAUGCAGAAAGUGGAAGGUUGGGGGAAAUGGCUAAAAAUGGCAGUGGAGCUGGUAACAUUUUGACUUGGAGUCCUAUUUGACUGGAUGGGAGAUUCCAUCAUGAGGAAUUCUAAUCUAUGUAUGGCUGUAUGCAAGGAAGGUCCUUUAAAAGAAAAAAAAGGGGGGAGGAAAAAAAAUGAAUCUCUGAAUCUCUGCUCUACCUUUUUUUAAAAAUCAGAACCAGUCAAGGCGGUGAAAGUCCUGUGUUAGUUUCUGGAGGCUGUUGGAGGAUGGAUGGCAGCUAACAGAUUGAGGUUGAAUCCUGACAAGACAGAAGUACUGUUUUGGGGGGACAGGGGUGGGCAGGUGUGGAGGACUUCCUGGUCCUGAAUGGGGUAACUGUGUCCCUGAAGGACCAGGUGCACAGCCUGGGAGUCAUUUUGGACUCACAGCUGUCCAUGGAGGUGCAGGUCAAUUCUGUGUCCAGGGCAGCUGUCUACCAGCUCCAUCUGCUACGCAGGCUGAGACCCUAUCUGCCCGCAGACUGUCUCACCAGAGUGGUGCAUGCUCUGGUUAUCUCCCGCUUGGACUACUGCAAUGCGCUCUACAUGGGGCUACCUUUGAAGGUGAUCUGGAAACUACAACUAAUCAAGAACGCGGCAGCCAAACUGGUGCUUGGGAGUGGCCACCGAUACCAUACUAUACUGGUCCUGAAAGACCUACAUAGGUUCUCAGUAUGUUUCCGAGUAUAGUUCAAAGUGUUGGUGCUGACCUUUAAAGCCCUAAACAGCCUCGGACCAGUAUACCUGAAGGAGUGUCUCCACCCCCAUUGUCCAGCUCCGAGGGCCUCCUGGUGGUUCCCUCAUUGUGAGAAGUGAGGUUAAAUGGAACCAAGCAGAGGGCCUUUUCAGUAGUGGCGCCCUCCCAUCAGAUGUCAAGGAAAUAAACAACUAUCUGACUUUUAGAAGACAUCUGAAGGCAGCCCUGUUUAGAGAAGUUUUUAAUGUUUGAAGUUUUAUUCUGUUUUUAGUGUUCUGUUGGUAGCCGCCCAGAGUGGCUGGGGAAACCCAGCCAGAUGGAUGGAAUAUGAAUAAUAAUAAUAACUAUUAAUAAUAAUAAUUUUCUCUGAAUCCAGAUCCUUACUUCUUAAAUUCCCAGCACCCUGAUACCAUGACCAGCAGAGGGAUGCUGCUUUUUCUGAGCUAAUCCUUCAGCCUCCAGACACAGUAGUUAAGGAAUUGCGCAUUUGCAUGAAGGGGCUGCUCCCUUGACCUCUGGGGAUUUAAGAGAGGCUGGGCAGAUGCAAUGGGAUCUCUUUUUUCUUUAGAGAAGCCCACUCUGUAGAUUUCCUCAUAAUGGCCUGGGGCUUGUUCCUCUUCACAAUCCUGGUGUCCAUCAUUGGUGAGGGGGAUUCAUUGGUGGAUGGGGAAAAAAUCUGAUAUGAAGCAGAGAGAAGCAUAACCUGCCUUUCCAAGCCCUGCACUUUGCAAAGUAUUUUGUGUUGUCCACUUUAAAUUAACCUACUGAUUCUUUUCCUUGCUUCCUUCCAGGUCCCAGUAUCCAGCAGUUACUGACUUUGAAGGACCCAGAAUUUGUGGCUCCAGGUGGGACAGUCACCAUGUCUUGCAGGCUCGACAGUGUAAUCGCUGAUAGCAACUACCCUUUGUGGGUACAGAAAAAGCCUGAUAGUAAACCCCAGACACUUAUCCAUGACACCAGCGUCAGACCGUCUGAUGUUCCAGCUCGUUUCUCUGGUUCUAGAUCUGGGAAUGUGAUGUCCCUGACCAUCACGGGGGCCCUUCUGGAAGAUGAAGCUAUUUAUUACUGUUGUGCGUGGGCUGGGAGUCAGUGACACGGUGCUUCAUUCAGAUGAGGAAGUGAGACAAAAACCUCCUCUCCUUUGCUCUCUGUGCAUGUGAACAAAAUCUGAACCUCUGUUUGUUUGAUCUUCCUGUAGUGAAUGAGUUCCCAAAGAAAGGCUGGGGCUUUUUUCAGGCAACCUGUUCUUCCACAAUUUCUUCAGGAAGGUUCCACAAGAUCUACUGUUUAUUGACCAUGCAUUCUAUUAUGUUUGCAGGAAGGUUGUAUUAUAUUGUGCUGCAAAAACAUGUUAUAACACAUUUCCCAGUGCAUUUUCUCAUCAACUUCCUCAUUGCAUGCAAUUCCAAUGUUUGGAGGAAGUUGGUUGGUUGGACAUGAACUCCAAGCCACCUUUUAUUGUGCAACCUGAAUUUGCCAGUACAGUCAAACCUUGGUUCCGAAACAGCUUGGUUGCCAAACAAAUCGGUUCCCAAACACCGCAAACCCGGAAGCAAGUGUUCCAGUUUGCGAACAUUUUUCAGAAGCCAAACAUACGACGUGACUUCUGCUUGAGUGCAGGAAGCUCCUGCAGCCAAUCGGAAGCCAUGCCUUGGUUUUUGAGCAGUUUUGGGAGUCGAAAGGGCUCCCGGAACUGAUUAAGUUUGAGAACCAAGGUGCCGCUGUACUAUAUUGAAUUCUGUCCUAGCCCUCGCUGCCAGUUGGAGAAAUCAAACUCUCAGUAGGUUGAUGCCCAAUACCAUAGGUGCCAACUCCCUGGGUGCCUAAUCACCCACAAAAUUCCCCAGGGCCCGGUCAUCCACAAAUUUUGGUGCCAGGGCAUGGCACCUAUGGCUCUGCGCACCAAUGGUCGCGGGGCUAAGCUGACGCUCCUGCCCAAGACUUUAAUUCUUAAAUUAGAGUCGUGCCCAAGCAAGGCACAGCUACAAUGAACACAGGUGUGCAAGGGAAUCAGAUGCAAAGUUUGGUUCUGACCACUGUGAGAACAGGAGGUUAGACUAGAUGGGUCAUUGGUGUGACUGAGCAGGAUCUUCUUACUUUCUUCGGUCUGAGACAUUGAUCCGACAAGCGACACAUUCCCUGCACCUUCCUUUUCAAGAUUAGGUCAGGUACUACUCUUAGAGCAGCAAGCAGCCAGAGUCCCAGGACCAGGGAAGCCCAACCCAAGGGGGUUGAGGUUCUGAGGUCUGUUGGUGGCAAUGCUGGUGUCACACUGUCUCAGGAGGUGAUGUUGAUGGCAGCUCAGAAUCUGAUUUGCUCUCAGUAGCCUGCUUCUCUAAAGGAGACUUGUCAGCGACAAGGAGAGGCACUGUUUGUGUGUGUCUUACUCCACAGCAAAAGGGGUCUACGGUGUUACUGGAAGAGAACACCCUCAGCUCUCAUGCUUAUUCCCUGACCUGGAUCCAUAUCUCCAUUUUCCAUGCUACAAACCUGUUCUCUGCUCUCAAAGCCAAGGUGCCAAGGUUGAAGGACACUUGCCCUGGUAGAUGUUCUCCUUAAUGUUGGGCUACAUACGGUUCCUUAGGCAAAUGCAGUCUAAAUAAGUUCAAAAUAUGUUCCCCCCAUGGCUUCAUAUUUUCUGGUGCUACCCUAGGAACAAAAACAGGUUUGGGGGCUAAACUCUGGCAGCAUUCAAUGCAUUAAUGAACUGAGCCUGAUCUUCUGGUCCCAGUUUUGUUUUUAGCUAACUCAGGAGACAUUUCAGAGAUGGUGUGACCUGAGUUCUUUUGUCCCAGAUUCAUUCUGCAAAUGCCUUGGGCUAAGCAGAAACUAGACCACCCCAAUGAUUUAUAUGAGAUUGGCAGGGCAAGGGGGUGCGGGAAAGAAAAAUACAAGUUUGCCUGUUGCUGUACGCAAGGAAAGAGCUCUAAAAUGAAAAUUUAGUCCCUGAAUUCAGAUUCCCACUCCUCAGAUUCCCAGGUCUCUGAGCAUAUCACAGUCAGCAAGACUGCAGCUGCUUUUUCUGAGCUAGUCCUCCAGCAUCUAGAGACCAAAGUUAAGGAGUUACACAUUUGCAUGAAAGGGGCUCCUCCCUUGACCUCUGGGGAUUUAACAGAUGCUUUGCAGAUAUGAAUGAGAUCUUCUUUUCCUUCAGAGAAAACUAGCCCAGAAGAUUUCCCCAUUAUGCUUCUCUUCUCAAUCCUGCUGUCCAUCAUUGGUAAGGGGAAUUCACUUUUUGGAUGGGAUACAUUUUCUUUGAAGCAAAGAACAUGCGUCCUCUGGGCUCUAAAACCCUACAGCUUGCAGAACAUUUGGUGAUGCUACAUAGUAAAUUAAACUGCCAAACAAUGAAAUGCAUUGUUCUCUUCCAGGUCCCAGUGUCCAGCAGCUACAGAACUUGAAGGAUCCAGAAUUUGUGGCUCCGGGUGGGACGGUCACCAUGUCUUGCCGAUUAGACAGCGGGAGCAUCAGUGACAGCAACCAGCCUAUGUGGGUGCAGAAAAAAGCCGAGAGUAAACAUCGACUGAUGAUGUACACCACCAGGAACAGACCGCCUGAUGUUCCAGCCCGUUUCUCUGGAUCUAGCUCAGGGAAUGUGAUGUCCCUGACCAUCACGGGGGCCCUUCUGGAAGACGAAGCUGUUUAUUACUGUGCUGUGUGGACUGCGAGUCACUGGCACUAUGCUUCAUUCAGUUGGGGAAGUGAGACAAAAACCUCCUCUCCUUUGCUCCCUGUGUACAUCAACAGAAUCUGAACCGCCUUUCAAAGUUUCAGCGAUGUCUGCACCAGCACCGUGUUUUAAAAUCCUGAAUACCAAUCCCCAAAUGUAUGCAUACAAAGUAAAAAAAGAGAAAAGGAUCUCAACCUGCAGUAGAUAGGAAAGCAUUGGAAGAAUAUAUGGCUUGCAACCUACCAAUGCUAGUACUUCUUAUCACCACCGGCAGGGCAUAAUGUCUCAAAGGAGAGCGGCAGGGCCUGAAGCUUCAGAGGGAAGCUUUGCCCUGCUAGACCUCUCCCCUAAUCUUUGAUGAGUGUUGGGCCGCACAAAGUUGCUUCAGAAAAUGCCAGUUCUAUUUUUCUCAAAAAAUGUUUAGGAGUACCCUCAUUUUGACUCAAGAAAAUCACCAUUUUAUAGUUGAAAUUGGGAAAAAUAAAUACAGUAAAUGGACAAGAGUACAAAAAUUCAUGGGACACAGAUGGCGCUGUGGGUUAAACCACAGAGCCUAGGACUUGCCAAUCAGAAGGUUGGCGGUUUGAAUCCCCGCGAUGGGGUGAGCUCCCAUUGCUCGGUUCCGGCUCCUGCCAACCCAGCAGUUCAAAGCAUGUCAAAGGGCAAGUAGAUAAAUAGGUACCACUCCGGCAUGAAGGUAAACAGCAUUUCCGUGCGCUGCUCUGGUUCGCCAGAAGCGGCUUAGUCAUGCUGGCCACUUGACCCGGAAGAUGUACGCCGGCUCUCUCGGCCAAUAAAGUGAGAUGAGCGCUGCAACCCCAGAGUCGGCCACGACUGGACCUAAUGGUCAGGGGUCCCUUUACCUUUACAAAGAUUCAUAAAAUGUUUAGGGGUAUGCAUACCCCUGCAUCCCCUCAGGAAAAAAUCACUGCUUAAACAUAUUGAGAAGAACAGCUUUCUGUACCAGGGAUUCCUAUAUUCCAACCAGUGUUAUCACUGGGACAACAACAACAAAAACAACAACAGAACAGAUUUGGGUGUUGAACCCUAGCAUCUUCACUGAAUUCAAGGGUUGCUCCCCGUCCUGACCCCUUGGUCCAGGGAAUUAUUUUUAGCAAAUGCAGCCAUGCUGUUGCAGGCAUGGCGUGAGCUGAAAUGUUUUCUGCAGAUCCAUUCCUUCAAUCAGGCCAGGAUUCUUUUUAGUGCCUUGAGCUAAACACAGACUAGUCCACCCCUGGAUUAAUCAUGAAGGAAAGGACGCUGCCUGCCACUGUGUGUAAGGGGGGGGACCUAUAAAAUAAAGUAAUGCAAAAAAACAAAAAAACCAUAGCACAUUCUAAGCUUAAAUUCUGAAUCCAGUUUGUCAGUCCCAAGUCCUGAACAUGGCAUGACCAGGAGUUGGCAGCUGCUUUUUCUGUUAGUCCUCUACAGUAGUUAAGGAGCUAGACAUUUGCAUGAAGGGGCUGCUCCCCUGACCUCUGGGGAUUUAAGAGAGAUGGGGCGGAGGCCAAUGGGAUCUACUUUUGCUUUAGAAAAUCUAGCCCAGCAGUUUUCACCAUCAUGGCCUUGUUUCUCGUCACAUUCCUGAUCGCCAUCAUUGGUGAGGGAAAUUCAUUCGGUGAAUGGGGACAAAUCUGCGUAGAAAUAAAAGCAGUGAUCUUCUGUUCUCUAAAACCUUGUACUUUGCAAAAUGUUUGAUGUAGAUUAAUGUGCUGAGCAGUUCCCUGCCUUGCUUCCUUCCAGGUCCCAGUGUCCAGCAGUUACAGACUUUGAAGGACCCAGAAUUUGUGGCACCAGGUGGGACGGUCACCAUGUCUUGCAGGUUUGACAGUGGAAACAUCGGUGACAGCAAUGAGCCUUGGUGGGCACAGAAAAAACCUGGGAGUAGACCCCGGCAGAUAAUGUACACCACCAGCACCCGACCGUCUGACGUUCCAGCCCGUUUCUCUGGGUCUCGAUCGGGGAAUGUGAUGUCCCUGACCAUCACGGGGGCCCUACUGGAAGAUGAAGCUGCUUAUUAUUGUUGUGUGUGGACUGGGAGCCAGUGACACGUGCUUCAUUCGGAUGGGGAAGUGAGACAAAAACCUCUUCUCCUUUGCUCUCUAUGUGCGUCAACAGAAUCUGAACUCCUUUAUUGUAGCCUCUGUUUGUUUGCAUAGUGAAUGGUUUAUUGAGCAUGCAUCCUUGAACAGUUUCUGCAGGGAGGUUCAGAGAAGCCUGCCAUUUAUCAAGCACUCAUUCUCAGUCUGUGUGCACCGCUAGCACCAGAACGUCUGCCGUUCCAGCCCAUUUCUCUGGCUCUAGAUCAGGGAAUGGAAGGUCCUAAACCAUCACCCCUGGGCACCCAGUAGGUGUCACUGUUGCACUUUCAACUUUGGCUGGAUAGAGACACAUCAAGGAAGCGUUUCAGAUAAAUGUGUUGUAAAUUUAAACAGAGAAAACAGUAGUGGAAAACGGGGCUCCACAUUGCCAUCUGGCUGCAAAAUGUUAUAUUGCAUAUACAACGCAUAUAAACCGCUUUUGCUAUACCAAUCUAGCUGAGUCCUAAGUAUUGGCUUGCUUCAAAAUUCUCUCUGUGGUUCAGUUUUUGCUUAAAUCGUGCUGUGCAAUGUUUUAUAUUGUAAGUGUCUCUUUAUAGUUUAGAUUUGUAUUCGAGAUAUUCUUAUUCCCGCUUCCUAGAGAGCUUCAGUCAUGUGGUGUCAUAGAGAUAUUGUUUAUAUGAAUAAAUUAGAGUUGUCCUAAACCAACAAAGAGGGAUGCGGGUGGCGCUGUGGGUUAAACCACAGAAGGGUGGCGGUUUGAAUCCCCGCGAUGGGGUGAGCUCCUGUUGCUCAGUCCCUGCUCCUGCCAACCUAGCAGUCCGAAAGCAUAUCAAAGUGCAAGUAGAUAAAUAGGUACGCUCCAGCGGGAAGGUAAACGGCGUUUCCGUGCGCUGCUCUGGUUCGCCAGAAGCUGCUUAGUCAUCAUGCUGGCCACAUGACCCGGAAGCUGUACGCCAGCUCCCUCAGCCAAUAAAGCGAGAUGAGCGUGGCAACCCCAGAGUCGGACACGACUGGACCUAAUGGUCAGGGGUCCCUUUACCUUUACCUAAACCAACAACAGAAAAAGACAAAUAGAAUUUGCUGCUGUGAACCAGAGCCUUUCCCCUCACAUUGCGGGGUGGGGGUGGGGGAGAAUUGGACCUGGGAAGCCCUGUGGGUGUGUCAUGCAGAAAGUGGAAGCUUGGGGAAAUGGCUAAAAAUGGCAGUAGCAACAUUUUGACUUGGAUUUGUAUUUGACUGGAUGGUGGAUGCCAUUGUGAGGGAUUCUAAUCUACGUAUGGCUGUAUGCAAGGAAGGUCCUCUAAAAGAAAAGGAAACAAAGAAGGAAAACAUGAAUCUGUGAAACUUUUCUCUGAAUCCUGAUCUUUAUUUCUCAGAUUCCCAGCUCCCUGAUACCAUGACCAACAGAUGGCUGCUGCUUGUUCUGUGCUAGUCCUUCAAGAUCUAGACAGAGUAGUUAAGGAGCUACCCAUUUGCAUGCAGGGGCUGCCCCCCUGACCUGGGGAUUUAAGAGAGAUGGGGCAGAGGCCAGUGGAAUCUCUCUUUUCUUUCAAAAAACCCAGUCUGUAGAUUUCCUCAUAAUGGCCUGGAGCUUGUUCCUCUUCACAAUCCUGGUGUCCAUCAUUGGUGAGGGAGAUUCAUUGGGUGGAUGGAGGAUAAUUCUGAUAUGAAGCAAAAUGUUUGAUGUAGAUUAAUGUGCUAAGCAGUUCCCUGCCUUGCUUCCUUCCAGGUCCCAGUGUCCAGCAGUUACAGACUUUGAAGGAUCCAGAAUUUGUGGCACCAGGUGGAACAGUCACCAUGUCUUGCAGGUUCAACAGUGGAAGUAUCGGUGAUAGCAACUACCCAUGGUGGGCACAGAAAAAACCUGGGAGUAGACCCCGACGGAUAAUGUACGCCACCAGCACCCGACCGUCUGACGUUCCAGCCCGUUUCUCUGGGUCUCGAUCUGGGAAUGUGAUGUCCCUGACCAUCACGGGGGCCCUUCUGGAAGAUGAAGCUGCUUAUUACUGUGCUGUGUGGAUUGGGAGUCAGUGACACAGUGCUUCAUUCAGACGGGGAAGUGAGACAAAAACUUCUCCUUUGCUCCCUUGGUGCAUCAACAGAAUCUGAACUGCCUUUCAAAGUUUCAGUGAUGUCUGUACCACCACUGUGUUUUAAAAUCCCAUAUACCUAUCCCCAAAUGUAUGGAUACAAAGUAAAAAAUAUCUGAACUAGCAGUGGUAGAAUAUACGUCUGCUGUUCCAUCCCAUUUCUCUGGGUCUAGAUCAGCGAACUGAACGUCCUUGACCAUCAUGGGGGCAUCCAGUAGGUGUCACCGUUGCACUUUCCACUUUGGCUCAAUGGAGACACAUCAAAGGAGUGUUUUAUUGAAGGUCCACUGAGGUCCAGCACCGAGGGUCUUCUGGCGGUUCCCUCACUGAGAGAAGCCAAGUUACAGGGAACCAGGCAGAGGGCCUUCUCGGAAGUGGCGCCCUCCCUGUGGAAUGCCCUCCCACCAGAUGUCAAAGAGAACAACAACUACCAGACUUUUAGAAGACAUCUGAAGGCAGCCCUGUUUAGGGAAGCUUUUAAUGUUUAAUGUAUUGCAGUCUUUUAAUAUAUAUAUAUAUUUUUGGAAGCCACCCAGAGUGGCUGGGGAAGCCCAGCCAGAUGGGCGGGGUAUAAAUAAUAAAUAAUUAUUAUUAUAAUUCAUUGUUGUAAAUUUAAACAGCGUGGGUGGUGCUGUGUUCCAAACCACAGAGCCUAGGGCUUGCUGAUCAGAAGGUCCGUGGUUCGAUUCCCCAUGAUGGCGUGAGCUCCCGUUGCUCGGUCCCUGCUCCUGAUAACCUAGCAUUUUGAAAGCACAUCAAAGUACAAGUAGAUAAAUAGGAACCGCUCCGGCGGGAAGAUAAACAGCGUUUCCGUGCGCUUCUCUGGUUCGCCACAAGCAGCUUAGUCAUGCUGGCCACAUGACCCGGAAGCUGUCUGCGGACAAACGCUGGCUCCCUCGGCCUAUAAAAAGAGAUGAACGCGCAACCCCAGAGCAGUGGCAGCUGGUAACAUUUUGACUUGGAUUCCUAUUUGACUGGAUGGGAGAUUCCAUCUUGAGGGAUUGUAAUCUGCGUAUGACUGUAGUCAAGGAAGGUCCUCCAAAAGAAAAGGAAAAAGAAGAAGAAGGAAAAAAAUCAAUCUGCCGAACUUUUCUCUGAAGCCAGAUCCUUACUUAUCAGAUUCCGAGUGCUUGAUACCAUGACCAGCAGAUGGCUGCUCCUUUUUCUGUGUAGUCCAUCAACAGCUGGACACAGUAGUUAAGGAGCUACACAUUUGCAUGAAGGGGCUGCUCCCCUGACCUCUGGGGAUUUAAGAGAGAUGGGGCAGAUGCCAAUGGGAUCUCUUUUUUCUUUAGAGAAGCCCACUCUGUAGAUUUCCUCACAAUGGCCUGGGGCUUGCUCCUCUUCACAAUCCUGGCGUCCAUCAUUGGUGAGGGAGAUUCAUUGGGUGGAUGGGAAGCAAAUCUGACAUGAAGCAGAGAGAGGCAGAAACUGCCCUUCCAAGCCCUGCGCUUUGCAAAGUAUUUGGUGUUGUCCAAUUUAAAUUAACUGAUUCUUUGCCCUGCUUCCUUCCAGGUCCCAGUAUCCAGCAGUUACAGACUUUGAAGGAGACAGAAUUUGUGGCACCAGGUGGGACGGUCACCAUGUCUUGCAGGUUUGACAGUGGAAACAUCGGUGAUGGCAACUACCCUUGGUGGGCACAGAAAAAACCUGGGAGUAGACCCCGACAGAUAAUGUACACCACCAGCACCUGA
Podarcis lilfordi (Lilford's wall lizard) is the source of this 13006-nucleotide messenger RNA. NCBI's taxonomy places the organism in Eukaryota, Metazoa, Chordata, Lepidosauria, Squamata, Lacertidae. The record is from the annotation of a GenBank genome assembly.